Laetiporus sulphureus 93-53 is the source of this 1922-nucleotide messenger RNA. RefSeq lists its product as uncharacterized. Lineage: Eukaryota; Fungi; Basidiomycota; Agaricomycetes; Polyporales; Laetiporaceae. The coding region runs from base 413 to 1822 and encodes 469 amino acids. The transcript is spliced from 7 exons. The record is from RefSeq and is a predicted model, not a curated record.
GCGCAUCGCCCCCUCCUCCCACCCAGCAACGAGGGACUCGUACCCUGUCAGGCCUUGGGAGAGCCAAGAUAUGUUACAGAGUCAGAGGCUCUGGAUUUCCUCCUGUCAGCGCUCCCCCGUCCAUUCAGCGAUGGGGCAGUGCGCGACGUCAGGUCGUUGAUGCCAUCCAUAGAGUGUCGGCUGCCAGUGAUCCGCGUAUUAGAAUUCCGUCAAAUAUGCCAACGUCUCAGCUCAGUCUCCUCGGACCUUCCCCUCCUCUUCCUUCGUUGGGCACAGACUGCGUCGGCCCCUGGUUGUUUCGUUUCUGUUCUAACCCCUGGUGGCCUUUUCGUUCUUUACCUCUACAAUACAGCUGGUCUAUCCUUUGUUUUUCCUUUUAAGCAGCAUCCGUUUAAUCUUUAUUGCCUAAGCUAUGUUGUCGUGGUCUGCAUUCCGAUUGUACAGGAGGGUUCUUUUUGGCGUGGCAUCAGUGAUAAGCCUGCUAUGGGCAAUUACCUUGUCUGUAUAUAUUUCUCGAGAGUGGAAGCGUGCUAUUCACGCUCAGCGUAUUGUGGCAUUGCUCAUGAUUGCUGCCAACGCAUUCUCAUCUGUUCUACUGUAUUUGAUGAUCGUUGUCAUUUUCCGACUUCGGUUAGAAUUCGCACGGACUGUAUUCUUGUUCUUGCUUUACCUCGGAAUCGCUGUACCGUUAACACUCGUUGGACCGAAGUUCAAUUGUGCUAUCUUCGCUUCGAAGCAAGCUUGCAGCGCAUCUUACGACUUUUCAUUGUUUUUGACAUGGACAUUUGUUGCUAUAUUUAUUAUACACGCAAUAUUCCUGUGCGUGAUGUCUACGAUCCCAGAACCAGAGCCGCCCAAGGACGACGAGUCCUUCGUUUCCGAUACAAAGGAUCUCGAAGGCAACCUUGAAGCUACCAACGAACCCAACAGCGCAGACUUGGUCGUGUCUAAGGCCGAACGCGUGCAAGUCGUUCCCGCUAAGCUAAUAUCAGUAGAAGACAUUGCACGUGUCCCGUCCCCUCCGAAGUCGCCUUGGCAAUUCUCGCGCUCUGGCACAGCGCUCUCCACAACGAGCGGGUUGAGCAUGAUGCCAAUGCUGCCAUAUGGGGCAUCUUCCUACGAUGGAUUUCUUAAGCGCACAGACAGUCCUGCGCCGUCAUACCGCUCGCAGGAAUCGCCUCGCCCGAACUUUGCGCGGGUCCCCGUCCGCCGCGAACGCCCGUUACUGCUAAGUCGAUACGCAUUGGAUCCUCUCUUGCGGUCGGCUUCGCAGAGCUCCACAGACUCGACGACUACAGUGGAGUCUAUCAUCAGCUCAUACAGCUCUGAGGUGGAUGCAGAGACACUGCCUCGUCCUCCAGAGGCCACUCUUGCCGCGCAUAUCAGGUCAAGCUCUCCGCGAUCGCUGCCAAUCGACAAUGUCCCUCCCCAGCUCCGUCCCGGCACUCCCUCAUCUGCCAGCAGGGGCCCAUCCGUGUACUCAAUAACGCCUACCGUCGGGCGAUGCGACGUGUCACACGUCUCGUCGCGCCCGCUUACUCCGGAUUCUAUACAUUCGGUGGCGCCGAGUCUGUUCUUCAUGGGCGGGCCAGGAGAGGCGGUCGUCGCGACUACCCCUGUGAAGGCUGAGAUGGCGAAGCCCUCCGUUGUCAUUGGGCCGGCGCCCAAGCCGCUCUCGGGACUGUCGCGCCAACCAACGUACGCGCUGCGGUUGCCCAAUCCGUAUGACGCGGCGCUGGGAGAUGCAAAUUCGACCAGGGGCGAACCGGUGCCGAUGCCUCCGCUGAGACGCAAUCUUGGUGGACAGCGUGUACUUCCAUAGUUGUCUUGCUCGUUCACCUCCCUUCUGCGUUGCACGUCGCGCGAAUCGACAUGUUCACGGAGGUUCACCCAGACGCUCCCCCCCCCCCCCACUUAUGGGC